UCUUCCAUAAACAUUAUCCACUUGGUUUCAUUUCAAAACUCUCUCUCCUUUCUACAACACAACCAAAUCCCAUCAAUUAGUUACUUCUACACAUUGCAAACUAAACAUAUCUCCCAUUUCCUUUAGUUUUCUCUGCAAGCCUGCUCCAAAUGAAGAAAUUUGAGCUUGUUUUCAUACCAAUACCGGGGUCUGGUCACCUUGCUUCCAUGGUUGAGAUGGCAAAUACUCUCCUCGCUCGAGAUCAUCGUCUUGCUGUCACAAUGAUUGCCUUUAAGCUACCCCUUGAUCCCAAAGCUAAUGAAUAUAUUCAAUCCCUUUCUGCACAGUCUCUUACCAACAACAACUCCAUACAAUUCAUUGUCCUUCCUGAAUUACCUGAUAUCCCAAACAAUGGGAACCGUUUCUUCCUGGAAGUAGUUCUUGAAAGCUACAAACCCCAUGUCAAACAAGCUCUUAUCUCCUUUCUUACUACCUCCACCAACCAUCUUGCUGGAUUCGUGUUGGACUCGUUUUGCUCAACCAUGGUUGAUGUAGCUAACGAAUUUAAGGUCCCUUCUUAUGUGUACUACACUUCUUGUGCUGCCUAUCUUGCUUUUAGUUUACAUCUUGAACAACUCUACACACAAGAUAAUAGUAGUAAUGAGGUAAUUCAACAAUUGAAGGAUUCAGAUGUUAAUUUGAGUGUACCAAGUUUAGUGAAUCAAGUUCCAAGUAAAACCAUUCCAAGUGUCUUCUUUAUUAACAAUUUUGCUGUUUGGUUUCAUGAACAAGCUAAAAGAAUUAGAUUUGAUGUAAAAGGUGUUCUUAUCAAUACAUUUGAGGAGCUGGAAUCACAUGCGUUAUCUUCUUUGUCAACUGACUCCUCUUUGCAACUCCCACCUUUGUAUUCUGUCGGACCUGUUUUGCACUUGAACAAGAACACUGAGACUAUGGAUGAUGGAGAUGUGUUGAAGUGGCUUGAUGAUCAACCACUUUCAUCGGUGGUGUUUUUGUGCUUUGGAAGUAGAGGAGCUUUCAAAAAGGAUCAGGUGGAGGAGAUUGCACGAGCGCUUGAGAGAAGUAGAGUUCGUUUCAUUUGGUCUCUUCGACGACCAGGGAAUGUGUUUCAAUCAUCAAUCGACUAUACAAAUUUUGAAGACAUCUUACCUAAGGGAUUUCUUGAUCGAACACAGAACAUUGGGAGAGUCAUCAGCUGGGCACCGCAAGUGGAGAUAUUAGGCCAUCCAGCCACAGGUGGGUUCGUAUCACAUUGUGGUUGGAACUCGACGUUGGAAAGUUUGUGGCAUGGCGUGCCGAUGGCAACAUGGCCAAUGUAUGCAGAGCAACAAUUCAACGCAUUUGAUCUGGUGGUAGAAUUGGGAUUGGCUGUGGAGAUCAAGAUAAGUUAUUGUAUUGAACUUAAAGAACAAGCCAACCCAAUAAUAAUGGCAGAAGAGAUAGAAAGAGGAAUUAGAAAGUUGAUGGACAACAACAAAAAUGAGAUAAGGAAGAAAGUGAAAACAAAAAGUGAAGAAUGCAGAAAAAGUGUAAUAGAAGGUGGAUCCUCUUUCAUCUCAUUAGGAAAAUUUAUUGAUGAUGUUUUGAGCAACUCUACAACAGGAGGAAACUAAGGAUGUAGUAGGCAGUGACAAAUUGAAAAGUUAUAACUUGGUAUCGAGGAAAAAGUUAUAACUUGGGUGUGAAGGAGGCUAGCUAGAAGCCAAAUUUAUCACUAGACCUAGCUAAUUGUAAGGAACGUAAAGUUGAGGAGGGAUUGAGCCCCUUGAACAUAUAGUAUAUAUGUGUAAGUGUCGUUAGAGUAGUUGUUUCAUUUUAUUAGUCAAAUUUUUGGAUACAUCCAUCGCUCUACCCAUCUAUCUACAACCCAUCCAAUUCUCCAA
Molecule: messenger RNA, 1880 nt
Organism: Cucumis sativus (cucumber)
Lineage: Eukaryota; Viridiplantae; Streptophyta; Magnoliopsida; Cucurbitales; Cucurbitaceae
Product: anthocyanidin 3-O-glucosyltransferase 2
Exons: 2
Coding region: 150-1610 (486 amino acids)
Molecular function (GO): UDP-glycosyltransferase activity
Source: RefSeq, a predicted model, not a curated record